AUGCCCCACACCCCGCUGGUACUGGCUCAGCGCCGGCCGCGGUUUACACUCGUACGGCGCUCUGUGGCCGAGUCUGUGGCGUCAGCAGGCGGUCUCGAGGCAGUGAGCGUUGCAGCGGCAGCGGGCGCGCCUGUUGGCGAGGCGACGGAGAAGCCAGGCGGGAGUCGGCCGCAGCGCCCAGGUCGGGCGGCGCCUGGCCCGCCAGGGCGGUGGGCGGAAGACGUGGCGCGGAUUGCGGCGCUGGAGGCGGAGAAUGAGCGGCUGCGGCGCGAGCUGGAGAGUGUGAGCGCCGAGCUGAGCGCAGUUCGCAAGCGGCUGCGCAAGGUGACGGCGGUGGGCGCAGUGCCGGGCUCGCCGGUCGCCCUCUCGCUGCCGCAGAACCGGCUGCAGGCGCUGGUGGACGGAGCGCGGCGGCGGUCACGCCCGCAGGUCCCACUCUUGCUGGCGGAUCGGGUCAAGGCGCGCGGCCGGCCUAGCGGGCGCGGGAUUUCGGCGUCCGCAGCGAUGGUGCUCGAGGACAACGAGGACGGCGAGUUGCGGGCGCGCGAGCGGGCGUGUGCCUUCUCGGGCUGGAUGGAGCACGGGCAGCGGGCACGCGGGCCGGGCGGCGCGCUUAUGUUCCGCAAAGUCUUCCUUGUUCUUGCUGAUGGCGUGCUUCUCGGCUUUGCCUCGGACACGCACCGCAAGCCGCUGUUUGGCUGGUCGGCGAUGAGCAUGGCGGUGUACCGUGCCGGAAACCGGGUGGCGUCGCCGUAUACGGUCGUUGUUCUCCGCGACAACUCGCAUCUCGAGUAUCUGCGUGGCGAGAGCGGCGUCGACUUUCUCAACUGGCUGACGGUGCUGGAGCUGGCGAUUGGCGCCAAGCCGAUUCUGCCGCGGGCGCUGCCGUCGGCGUGGCUUGCCUCGGCGAUGCUCCAUCGACCGGUCUCGGUCUAUUGGUUCUCCAAGGUUGCACACAUGAUGUCGCCGGCGGGGUGGUGGUCGCGGGCGACGUCGUCGUUUGCCGUCGGCGCGCGAGCCCGGUUCCGACCGCACUACCUCGUGCUGUACAAGUAUCGGCUGUUUGUGUUUACCAACUCGAGCGCGAUCUCGCCUGAGACCUCUAUUCCGUUGCCUGGCUACGCGCUGGCGACCGAGACGGCGUCAGAGAAGACGGCCAAGGUUGGUGAGGCGCAUGUGCUCCGGCUGGAGCAUCCGGGCCUGCCGACAUACCACUUUGCACUGGCCUCGCUCGAGCUGCUUGAGGAAUGGUCAGAAGCGCUGAGCAAGGCUGUGGAGCUAGGGCCAUUCGGCCAGCCGUACGCGGCGCGCCAAGCGGCCAAGGCACGGCGCAACAUCAUGGCAGCGAGGCGUGCGGCGCCAAUCCGCGCCCGCCGGGCGGUCGACUUUCUGGAGCAGCUGGUGACCCGCGCUGGGCGGGCGCCGACGCUCGCAUCGCUGCCGGUCCACUCGACGGUGGCGCUCAACACGCGGCUGCGGCAGCCGGAGGCCUUUUUCGACGCCCACCGGCCACGACGCGAGUCCGAGCUUGAGCUGGACGACGUCUUCGCGCUCCUCCGCGAGUACCAUGGUCUUCCACCGCGUGAAGACUCGUCGUCCGAGUACGAGUACGCGUCCGAGUCGUACUCUGGCGGCAUGUCAGAUGACUCGGAUGACGAGCUGUCGUCGGGCUCGGGCUCGACCGAGAUCAUUGCACUCUCAGCGUCGUCAUCAGGAGAUGGGCUUUACUUUGGCAGUGGAAGCGGGAGCGAGACAUGUGUCUGUCGCUCGUCUGUCAGCGACUGCGGCGGCGACGAGGGUAGCUCGUCCGGCUCGGCUGCGACUGCCACCGAGCGGGUCUACAUCACUGGUUGA
Messenger RNA from Thecamonas trahens ATCC 50062, 1854 nucleotides. RefSeq lists its product as uncharacterized. The transcript is spliced from 2 exons. Bases 1 to 1854 code for a protein of 617 amino acids. Lineage: Eukaryota; Apusomonadida; Apusomonadidae. The record is from RefSeq and is a predicted model, not a curated record.